UCAACAUUGUACAACAACCAAGAUGUCUACCCCAUCCCUUGAAUACUUGAAUAAUGUGUGGCAGUACCUUCCGCAGGGCCACGAAAAACCCCUGAAGCAAGCUUUUUACAACACAAUUGCUAAUAUAUUUAUCGUUUUAGCAGGGGCAGUUUCUGUUGCAGUCUAUUUCAUCCUUGCUCCAUUUAUUAGACCCUUGUACUGGGCUCUGUUAUGCGGAAAUUUCUUGUACCCUUUCAAACGCAGUCUAACGAACGUACUACGACAAUGGCUGAAAGGUUUACAAGAUUCAGGGACACCUUUUGCUGUUGGAAUGAUACUUCUCCCGUUGAAAAUUGCAAAUACUUUAGCUGAGUCCAUGACUAUGAUGAUAUGGGCCAAUAUCAAGCUAUUGUUUGGAAUCGCCUUCGCGAUUUCAGCAAUGUAUAUUUUAUAUCACUUCAUUCCACUGAGCUAUUUGUUUGAUAUUCUCUGCAGUUUUCUAAAUUUUCUGUACGAUUUUGUGGAGUAUUUUAAUUCUUACUGGGUGUGGACCCUACUUGUAGGUCACCUACUCUGUGUGAUCUUUCUCUGGAAACCAGAAUCAACAUGGCUGCGCUGGAUGUCUGCACCAGUCUGGGUCUCUGUCUUGCUGCAUUUAGCCAACAUUGCUGGUCCCUUGAAGGUGCCGCUGUUUUUUUUCAUGGUCAUUGUGAUGGUGGCAGGGGUUGUUGUACAGAUGGGGCCGUCAGAAACUCCAGAAUCAGCAUCUGGGGGACAGAAAAGUCCAUCAUUCUGUUCAGUCAUAGCUGCAGCUGUUGGGCUAUCAAAGGACUCUAACUCCACACCAGACGGGGAGAAAGAUGGCGCAACCAAGGUAGAAACCAAAACUGCGACGCUAGAAGAAAGCCCAAUAGUCCGACCCCCAGAAACUUUACCUGCACCAAAGCCUCUAACACUUAAUCUACCUGCUAGGCCUGACCCUCAUGUCCAUCCUAUUAAAACAGAGGGAUCUCCUGCGCCUAAAGCUAAAGCUGACCCCAGUGUCAAGUCCCCUGCUGGAGACACGCCCCCUCCCAAGUCUAUUGUGGACCAGAGCUUCACAGCCCUGCUGUGGGGGCAUGUUAUAGUUCGUCUGUGGAUGCAUCUCUGGAUUAUUUCCCUUCUUUUUAUGCUGCCACUUUUGCAUGUCGGUUUCAAGAAAAUAGUUCAACAGUUUAAGCCCAAUGGUAUGCUACAUGGCACUGCUCAAAAUGCCAAGGCCAGUAUUUCCCAGUGGUUUGAAACUCGACAACAAGCUCUGAUGCCACAGUGUCUCAGAGGCCUCGGCUCCCUUCUUUCAAAAGGGGAUAGAAAGAUCAUCUCAAUCCUAGAACAAGGGUUGGACCAGGCCACGAGUAUUUUGUUUAUUCUGAUGUUGUUGGUUGGGACAUUUCUCUUCUCCAUCAUUGGUGCUGUUCAGAUCCAGAGAGAGAGCAUGUAUAUGAUAACAACCACACAGAAUGUCCUCAACAACACAGUCAACUCAGAGCUCUCAGAAUGGAUGCCCAAUGCUGAGGAACUGAAGAAAACAAUGGAUCAGGUGCUACAGAAGACACACGAGCAUGGAAGAAAUUUUAUUUCAAACAAAGUCCAUGAGUUUCUACCUGUGGAUGGCUCAGAUGAAGAAAAGGACAAUGUGGUCAACCAGGUACUGGACGUGUGGGACAAGCUCUACGCCUCCAUGUUGACCAUGAAUGAGAAGCGCAACCAGACGUCCAGCUCUCAACCCGUGCUGCCCUCGGACAUGGACACGCUGAUGUCCAUGUUCUACAGGGUCAAGGACAUGCUGCAGAUCUCAGCUGCAGUAGAGUUUGUCAAGGCCAAUUUAGGCAUGUUUAUGUCGGUCCUGGAAUCAGUGUGGGCCGUGCUGAAAGGGAACAUGUCCCUCCUGAUGACCGUCAUCACCUCCAUUGUGUCCGCCCUGCUGGGAGGGGGCACGGCUAUUUUAAAUUUCGUCAUUUCGGCUAUAAUUUUCCUGACCACCCUAUUCUACCUGCUGGCCUCUAGUGGAGAGAUGUACAAACCUGCUGAACUUUUCUGUAACAUGAGUCCUGGCUCUACUGGCAACCGUUUUGGUCAAGCUGUUGAAAAAGCCAUCAGUGGUGUCUUCAAAGCAUCUUUGAAAAUGGCCACAUUCUAUGGAUUAUACACCUGGCUCAUUCAUCUCGUAUUUGGCCUGGAUAUUAUUUUUAUCCCCUCAGCUCUAGCUGCUGUGUUUGCAGCCAUCCCAUUCCUUGGACCCUAUUGGGCGGCUGUGCCGGCUGUCAUUGACCUUUGGCUAGUCAAGGGUCAAGGUCUCAACGCUCUCUUGCUGUUUGUGGCACACAUGAUGCCAGCGUAUGUGGUGGACACAGCAAUCUACAGAGAGAUAGAGGGGGGUCACCCCUACGUCACAGGCCUGGCCAUCGCUGGGGGCAUCUUGUUCAUGGGGCUUGAGGGGGCAAUUAUUGGACCAAUCAUCCUGUGCUGCCUGAUUGUGGUGGUCAACAUGUACAGCAGCAUGCUGCAGACUGACCCCACCACCCCCAACCCAGCACCUCUAAACAUUAGCCUGCAGUCAGUACUGAACAGAAUUCAGCAGAAAGAACAAUAUAAGGGCACACGGUCUGUAAGCUCGGACUCUUUCCAUGUGCACUAGCCAGAGGGCAAGAAGCUGUCAUCAGUGAGGAACGCUGCAUGGAGAAAAAUGCAUUAGAAAUCCCAGGAGCCAGAAGAUGUCAACAUCAAAGGACUUGUACCUGUAUCAGACUUUGACGCUUGAACCAAGUGUGUAGAUCACUCUCCAAAAACUGCUUAGAUCAGCAAUAUAUUUUUACAUUCGUUUUUUUUACCAUGCCUAUAACAAGACCCUAGAGAUAAUGCAUCGUUAAUCUGUUGGAUUUUUUUUUUUAGUGAGUAUGCUCCAUUAGUUGGUUUUACAUUUUUUUCCAUCACAAAACUUACCCUUGUUAUACUUUCGCAAAAGUUUUUAUAGGUUUUGUUACUAAUGCGUAUCUUAUAAGUCUUUGAAAUCACUUACUCUUUAAUAUAGAAUAAACAAUUUUGGUACAUUUGGUUUAAUGAUUUUUUAUCCUUAUAGUGUUACCUUGUUCUUCGAGAAUAAAGAAAAAGUUCUCUAAUUGUCUUUUUUUUAAAAUAUAUUUAUACACAUUUUUAAAUUUAAUUUUUAUUUUGAAUUUGAUUUGAAGAAUUUUUUAAAAAUGAAAAGUUUUAAAACGUGCAAUUACACAAUUUCUUAAAGAAUUUGAAUACUAGUGUAGAAACAGCAGUUUCAUAAUACCCAACAUGAGUUAACAAGUGAAAUAAGUACAAAUAAAAAUUAUAGUUUAAACCCUAAUCUAGCUUAUACUAUUGCUGUAUGCUUUUUAAAAAACAGAACUAAAGACAAUUUUACUUUUAAUGCUAAAUAUUGAACACGAUUUUAUUUUAUCUUUCUUAAUCUUUUAACUAAACUCUCAAAAGCCUUAUUAUAAUGUCUUUCAUGUGUAUUAUUUUUCUACUCAAUUAGAAAUAUAUUGCCAUAAUAUUAACAAGAGAAUAAGAAUUUCUUCAAAAAUAUUAGCAUUUUCAGUAAGUCAAUAAGUGUACAUGUGUAAUUAUCUAGGUCUGUGUUGUGUCCAUUAGUUUAGGUUUUAGAGAAUCGCAAUUGACCAGUCUUUAUUUUAUAGCCCCAUUUCCCAUUUUAGAUUAACCAAAAUUGAUGUCAUACCACCAGUAACUCAGUCUUUUGUCUAAUUAUUUUUCUAUAAUUUUCCCUCUUUAGCAAGAAGUGUUAGAAUAUAAUUUGUAAAGUUUCUUAGAAAUAUUGUGUGCCAUAAAAAUAAUAAAGAUCUGAAUUAUUUCGUGUACAGUUUGUCUUAUGUGUUCAUUGGGUUAGUUUUUUUAUUAUCACAAUUAUUUAUUUCAGACUAUUUAAAAUGUCUGUUCUAAUUAUAGCAUUUCAACUAUUUUUUUCUAAUUUUUAAAAUUUUCUAGUCUAUUUUUAUUUACAAAUAUUUCUCCAUCAAAUUGUUAAAAACUCAGUUUGUCAUCACUGGUGUUGAAAAACUGGUAUGACCAAGUUCGUCAUUGUAAGUCAAUUGUUGAGAUGUUAAAUUAAUGGUAUGACCAAGUUGGUCGUUAAAAAUUAAAUUGUUGAGAUGGUAAAUUAAUAGUAUAAGCUAGUUGGUCAUUGUAAUGUCAGUUAUCAAUAUGAUAAAUUAUAUGUUAUGACCAAAUAUGUCAUUAUAAAGUCCUUUGUUCAGAUGGUAAAUUGAAUGGUAAAAGUCAUUUGUUGAGAUUAAAAAUUGAAGGAAUGACCAAAUUGGUCAUUAUAAAUUUGUUGAGAUGGUUGUGAAAAAUAAUCGAGACAUAAAUUCAACAACUUUAAAACAUUUUUGCAUUGUGCAAUAUUCCCCAGAAGUCUUUUUUUCAAGUGCUGAAAGACAGACUCGGUGUUCAUUUUACAAAUUGUUUCAAGCCUGUACUUUAAUCUUAAAUAAGCUAAAUGCUUAUUUUAUCAAUUUUUUCAAUACCCAUAACUUUAUCUGUUGAGACUCUGCUGAUGUUUUUUUUUUAAUGUUUGCCGAUAUCUAGAGUAUUGAUCUUUAAAUAAGAAAUAUAUGUAAUCUUACAUUCACGUACUAAAGUAACAAUAAUGUUCUUAGAAAUCUGUUGUUCGUACUUUUUUUUUUUUACUUUUUUAAACAACUAAUUAGUUUAUCUGUUAAUCGGAUGCGUGCUACUGACAUAAGUUUUUAAAAGUAUUGAUUCCUGCUAUAUGUUGUAGAGUUUUGAGUUACACUAGAGUAUAGUUUACCAUUGAUUCCUGUUAUAUGUUUUUGAGUAAUGAGUUAAACUAGAGUUUAGUUUUCCAUUGAUUCUUGAUAUGUUUUUGAGUUAUGAGUAAAUGUUUUGUUUAUUGUAUACUUUACUAUUGUUUUUUUUAUAUCCCGGUCAGUGUUCUAGCUCAGUGGCGUCACAAGGUUGGGGUGGGUUUGCGGUUUGCACUAAGCGACACCAUUUAGAGGGUGACACCAAAUUUAAAAAUUUGUUAAAUUUACUGUCAAAACAAUGUUAACAGUCAAAGCAAUAUUUUAUCCAGUUAAAAUAAAGUAGAAGUCAAAAGAGAUGACACCAACGUUAAAAAUGCACAUUUUUGGCGGAGACAUCCUCAAUUACUGGGGGGGGGGGGGGAGAACACCUGACCUAGUGACGCCACUGUCUAGCCAGAUUGUUUGAAUGUGUUCUUUGAAAAGUUCUGCACGCUCAAGCUUUUAUCAAAAUAUAACCAUGAUACCAUUUUUUUUCUCUGCCGUGAUUUAUUUGAUCUAAUUAUGCUACUUUAUUGUAGCUCUUUAGACCUCUUGUUCUUCUAGCCAUCCCAGUCAUAUCUGAACUCAUCCUUUUUGUUUUGCAUUUUACGCUUUUUAUUUUUAUCUUACCACUGUGUUAUUAUUACACCCUUGUAUUUUAUUGGGUAUUUUAUCCUUUCGGCUUUUUAAUGUUUUACCAAGGUCAUAGAAUUAUAUAAUUGUGUUUCAUGUAUUGUGCCGUUUUGCAAUUGUCGAAUGCUUAUAAUCAUUUUUCUAAUAUAAUUUUUAUUUCAGGGAGUUUUGCUUAUGUCCUACCAGUAUUUAUAUUGAACUGAUAAAUGUACAAUUAGAUUGAGCUUUUUCCUCUAAGCUUUUUUUUUUAAUUACCAAUAGGCCUGCUUAAAAUUAGCUAAUUGUUUUAAUUAACGUUUCACUAUAUAAAGCUGUAACCAUAAUUAAGAAAAAAAACUAAUUAGUUUGUAAAAAUCCUGAUUCAUUUUUGGAGUUGAUCACUAAUGCUAAAAAUUCAAUAUGGUGCUUAUUCUUCUUUUACUUUUUAUAAGAUGUAUAUUACCGACAAAGUGUGAAAUGCAGAUGUAUUCUAUAGAAUACCUAAAUUAAAUAUUCUAAUUGAAUGGUGAUGCCUUUAGGCAAGGUUGCCUACAUAAUAUCUUAUAUGAGCUAUAUAAUUGUAUACUUUGCUUAGGCAUUAUGAUAAUACCUAGGCAUUCUUCAAAUAGACAUGAACUCUUUAAGGCAAAGUGCAAAAUGUCAAUUUUCGUUUAAGGUUUCAUGUCAAAAUGUGUAACAAUGAAGUAAAACUGAGUUAGCAAUAUAAAGGCUCUUUUUGUUUUUAAACUACAAAAUAUUUGAAAGAGAUUUUUUCAAAAAGUAAGAUUAAGUUUAGGGUUAGGGUAAGAGUCAGUGGAAUUUCACCAUUGCUUUUUUAAGAGUAUUGUUAACUAGAUUAUUUCUUUUGUAUUCAAAUUUGUGUCAGUGUUUUGCACAAGCUAAUAGGUGAAUAUUUACUCCAAAUUUUAAUGGUACCGGUAUUUUCACUAGGCCUACCUCUUGUCUUGUUAGAGCAUUGAAUUAGUAGCCUACUCUAGUCUAAUAUUGUGAAAUGUUUUGGGAGUAGAAUGCCUAUUCUAUGCUUCCCUUGUUUGCAAUGUGUAGAGUUGGAUUUACCUCCAAAUUUGAUUUCCUAUUUUAGACAUUCUGUGGAAUGACUGGUUUUGCACUUUCUAGUAACAAUAAUAUUUAAAAUUUAUGGGAUUUUUUCUUGUUUUGUUUUUUACAAUUAUCUUUGUUAUAUGAUUUUUAAAGAAUUCUGUGUGCUUUGAUGCCUCAAUGUACAAUACUUUACUUGAGUCUACUGUAACUGCAUGAUGGAUUAGUGGAUUGAUCUCAAGGCAUAUUUUUCUGGUCUAUCUUGUAGCUCAGUCUCAGAUAUUAAAUAGUCAGUUGAUA
Physella acuta is the source of this 6782-nucleotide messenger RNA. RefSeq names its product transmembrane protein 245. NCBI's taxonomy places the organism in Eukaryota, Metazoa, Mollusca, Gastropoda, Physidae. The record is from RefSeq and is a predicted model, not a curated record.